Molecule: messenger RNA, 1014 nt
Organism: Drosophila arizonae
Lineage: Eukaryota; Metazoa; Arthropoda; Insecta; Diptera; Drosophilidae
Source: RefSeq, a predicted model, not a curated record
AUGAUGCGAGUGCAGGGGAUAAGGAAUUUACUGCUAGCGCUGGCCGUGAUCGGCUCGCUGGGCAUCGAUGGCGGCCGGGCGGCCUCCGUGGGCAGGGAGCGGCGCGUGCAGACGAGCGCGACGAGCAUGGGACCCGCGCAGCGCAGUGGCGAGCCACUGUGGCACACCACAUUCGACUCGAACGACCAUGGCAAGCAGCUGGAGCAGCCCGAGGCGGACUAUGCCGACCUAGCGGAGCUGGCACCGGCCCUGAGGCAGAACCUGUUGCUGGUGAAUGUGCCCGCCGUGGCGGAGAGGGAGUCGCCCAGCCAGCCGGACGAGUCACGUCGCUUCCAUUUCCUCAAAAGGCACAAAUUCGAGGACAAGAACGGGACUCUGUUUUGGGUGAACAACACCAAUAUCAACAACGCGCCCACCGAAGCCCCCCCAGAAGGCGGCACGCGCUAUGUGGUCCGCGAAAUCGUGCGCACUCCUCAGGUGAUGCCGAUGCCGAUGUCGAUGUCGAUGCCGGUGCAGUACUUCGAGAUGCGUCAGGGCCAGCAGCCGGGCCUGGCUCUGCCCUACAAUCUGAUCGACCACGGCUCCGCCCAGAUGUACGGCAACGGCGCCAGCAGUGCGAACGUCUUCGCUGGCUACAAUGGCCUCAGUCGCCUCAGUGCUCUCGGCGGUGCAGUGCCCCUGGUGCCCGUCAGCCUCGGCAACAAUGCGGUCGGCUAUGUGCCCCUCAACCUGCGCAUGCUGCGCCAGCUGACAGCAGACGCUGACUCUGGCCCCCUGGCCAUUCGCGAGGGUGAGGACGAUGCGUCGCUAGUCAUGGAUCCCCUCGACUCGGAUCAGCCGAAGAGCACAGCCGACACAGCACUACCCAGCACCGACAUACCCAAAAUGGGCGAUGCUCGCUUCCCGCUGCUGGGCCAGCGUCUAAGGCAGCGGCCGGCGCUCGCAGCUGCCACUGAGAGCAGGAAUCCCCUGGCGGCCUUCGCCAAGAACAUUCGCCGCAUCCAGUACCUCUAG